Messenger RNA from Polyodon spathula (Mississippi paddlefish), 1199 nucleotides. It is a transcript of the gene timm29, whose product is annotated as translocase of inner mitochondrial membrane 29. Gene Ontology annotation, cellular component: TIM22 mitochondrial import inner membrane insertion complex. Gene Ontology annotation, biological process: protein insertion into mitochondrial inner membrane. The record is from RefSeq and is a predicted model, not a curated record. The transcript is spliced from 2 exons. Lineage: Eukaryota; Metazoa; Chordata; Actinopteri; Acipenseriformes; Polyodontidae. The coding region runs from base 21 to 821 and encodes 266 amino acids.
GGAGUGUCCUCUCUGUGAAGAUGGCUGCAGCGCGUAUGUGCAGGAGAUGGUGCUCGACCGCGGCUCGAGCUGCCGGUGAUACUGGAGUAACGGCAGCUGCUCGAGCCGGCGCGGAGAGCGAGCGGGUGGCGGCGGGAAAGGGGUCGCGGUGGGAGAGGCUGCGGGACAGCAGAAUGGGCCUGUGGUGGAAGGGCCUGCUCCGCGAUUACAAAGAGGCCUGCCGCGACGUCUUCACCGGAGCCAGGGAGCGUCCUGGGAAGGCUGCCCUGUACCUGUCUCUGCUGGGUGGGGCUGGAGCCUGCUGCCACUGGAACCCAAGCGAAGCCUCCUUCGAGAGCAGCUUGCUGGAGGCCUCCAACACACUGUUGUUGCUGUCGCCGUGGAUACGCAGCGGGGACUCCGACGGGCACGUGCAGGGGCUGACCAAGCUGAGGAACCAGGGUCGCCUGCGCUACCAGAGCCUGGGCUUGCUGUCGCUGAUGUACGAGGCUCCCUUCCACCCUGACAGCAGCCUGUACGAGGCUCGCUGCCACUCCCUGCGCCCGCGCUGGCUGCACUUCCCCAGCAGGGUGCUGGACCUGGGCUUCUGCUGCCGCUGGUGGGUCCUGGAGAGGAAGAUGAGGGACUUCGACAUCAAUGAGCAGGAGUUCAGGAACUUGCCCCCCCACCUGAGGACCAUUUCCUCCAAGCAGCUGCGCUCCCAGGAGAACGAGAGGCUGUACGAGGAGAAGUACAGGCCUGUGUCGCUGAGUGACGAGGAGAUCGCCAGGGCUGAGAGCGAGGCGAGUGCUAUCCCUCCUCCCUCCACCAGGGAGCAGUAACCCCGACAUGCAAGCUGCACUUCUCUUGGUGUGAGAGGACUGAGGGAAGCAGAGAUCUCCUCUCUCCAUAAGGGGCCGGUAGUUCUGCUCUCAGACAAUGGGGGUGGCAGAUGGGACAAUUUGAAACUUGGAAGGUAAAACUCGUAAGAAACUGUUUAAACCAAGACACUCAUUGAAAACUGUUUGCUUGGCUUAGUUUCUUAAAUGUAUCCCAGCACUCUGUGAUUUCAGCUUUUGUUUGUUUUGUUGAAGUUUCAUUACAAAUUUAAACAUGAAAAAUGCAGGCCUGGAAAUAAGACUUUUAUUGCAUAGCAGUUCAAUCCAUUCCUGGUUUUACUGUGAGCUUAAUAAGAUUCACCUGAGCUUAUUACCUGUACA